AUGCUUGAUCUGUCUGCUGCAUUUGAUGUCAUUGACCAUGGCACACUGUUCAAGCGUCUGGAGUACUCUUAUGGGGUGACUGGUGAUGCAUUACGCUGGACCCAGUCUUACUUGAAUGAACGACGACAGUGUGUUGCCAUUGGAUCAACUGUUUCAGACAGCAAAACCUUAGACUUCGGAGUUCGUCAGGGGUCCGUUCUGGUACAUAGAAAAUACUGUCUUUAUUCGAAACCAAUCGGGGAGAUUUGUCGUCGUCAUAACCUUCAGUACCAUUGUUAUGCCGACGACACACAAAUCUACAUGGUUAUCAGACCUCAAGACAACUGGGACAUAAUAGUAGCAAGUCUUGAAGCCUGUCUAAAUGACAUCAGUGCUUGGAUGAACUCAAAUAUGCUCAAGCUCAAUCAGGAAAAGACAGAACUGAUCGUCUUUUCCCACAAGUGUCAACACACUAAAGGUCUCCACAAAUUUGACAAUGGCAGCUUGGAGUUGAUGGCAUCAGUCUUUUUGCCAAGACAUCUGCAGCAGAAACUAAUUUGCUACACAUACGGUGUUGAGGAUAGGAACAAGGAAUUUGUUGCAGAGUUUGUUAAUGACACCUACAUUGCUAAUAAUGCUGAACGCUAUAUUAGCAUGCCAAAGAGUGCUGUUCAUGAAGGAAUAUGGCACCAGUUUGACGGAGUGGUUUAUGGCAAGCUGGAGUCCUCAUUUUACCACAAGGUCAGAAUGUUUUUGAAACUAGAUGAUCAUGUGAAGAAUAUGAGAAAGGAUGCAGAAAUUAUGUUGAAACACUAUUUUGACCAAUUCCUAGCUGAGUUACAGACACAAAAUUUGCCUCCAGAAGAAUUUAUAGACUUUGUAAAAAGUCUGACAAAGGGCUUCAGCAAUAUAUACCAACUGAAAGGGAAGCUUUGGUAUUCAGCGAAUGAUUUUGAGGUUUUUGCUGGAAAGAUAUUCCAGCAGUCGUCAGUGUCUUUCAUGGAAAGGAUUGCCAGUGGAGGUUCAAAUGUACCAGAUCACUUGAGAUUUGAUAUUGUUAUCUCCCUAGUUCAUAUCAUCCAGUGUUAUAAACCAUUUAGUGAAAAAGAUGAAAAGGAUAUGGAAUUGAUUUGCAAACUGCUGAAGCUUCCAAAUUUGGAGAAAGACAGCAUGACAACUUUGAUAAAAGAUAUUGCAGCUCACUUUCCAAAAUAUCUGAAACAUGUGACAGAAAAUUUACAACUUAUGAACAACUUACUUGCUGGUAAAACUAAGAACACCUGUUGGCUGCUGGUUGUUCCUCUGCUGCACUUUCUGUUGGGAAGGAGUACUCCAUAUCAGCAACCUUCAACAGAAACUGAACAUACUAAACGUGAACCUGUAUGGUGGGGUGUUCAGGAGUACAAAAAAAAAAAUGACUAUUUUGCUGGAAAAUCAUCAUGGAAUAUAGAAUUCAAAGAACUUCUUCAAAUAUUGGAAUCAUUGUUUGAAGUUGACUACCUGUUACCCCGAACUUUGAUGACUGUUAUCAAACUCUGUGACAUGCCUUAUGCAGUGAAGUCAGGACUGUUUUCACUGGAUUUGUGUAUAGCCAAGCUGUAUUACUUCAUGAAAUCAAAAUAUUUGCAAGAAAAAGAGCGUGAGAGCAGACAACAAAUCUUGCAUGACAUGUACCGCCUGUAUACAAUAAGCUACGAUUUGCUGAAACUUUCAAUGGAUAAGCGAUACCUAAUUACAAGUGUCUGUGUAGCCAAAAUUGUACUGCAAGCUCUGGCUGUAUUCGAGGAAAGCAAAGACAUGGGAAAGGAAGAUCAAACAAGGAAAAAUGACUCCCUGGUUGUGUAUGACAAUUUCAGGAAAGACAUUGUAUGCUUUCUUCGCAGUCAGUGUCCAAUGCAUGACAAAUACAAAUGUUACAACAGCUUAAAAGUUUGGAAUCAGAUGUUGGAUGUUGAAAUACCAUCCAAAAUGAUACUUGAAUCAUUCAAGGGGGGAGUGGUAGAAGAAGUGGAGAAGAUUCUUACAACCAAGAGAUCACUAAAUGAUGUCGUUGAGGUUUACGUUGAACAUGUUGAUGAGUUUGGAAGUCACAUUCAAGAUAUUCUGAGUAAAAUAGCAUUUGAGGCAUUGAUGAAAGGAUAUGUAAACAUCAGGUAUAGCUCUCACUCAGGAAAGGAGGAGAAGGCUAGAUAUGCAAGACUUUUGUCUGAUGUAUUUGAGAAACAUUGGAAAGGGUUGACAGAAGAAGAGAUGUUUCAUGAAGCUCUGAAAUGGACUCCAUUUGAACAUUUCAUGGACAUGUUUUAUCUAACUGAGCAAUCCAAGCACCUUAGUGAAGAAAGCGGUAUACAACUUACCCAGGCCACAACUGCUAUUCAGGACAGAAUGGAACAGUUAGAAUCAGGCCAUAUUUUGGUGAAAGAUUUCAGUGUUAUUUGUGCAAAUUUAGAGAAAUUUGACAGACUUAUCACAAUGUCAUCAAUAAAGAAUAAUCUAUCACUGAAACCAGAGUAUAUCAAACAGAUGGUUACCCUGCGACAAAAGGAAUUGAAGUUGUUUCAAGAAACCUAUGACCUUGUGACAGUUUUUUUGGAUAUGUGCUGCAGAAUUCAUGUGAACAUAGAAACUGUAGAGAGACAACUGAGAGAUUUGAAGAACUUUGAAAAAGUGCCAGUGGCAGAGCUAUGUAAACCUGGAGUGUUGACUGAUAUGAUGCAUCCUGAUGAAUACCAGCCAGUGGUGACAGCCUUUGAACUAGCUCAAGAAGAGCUGGAUUUACUUCCACAGAUGAAGCAUUGUUUCCAGAGUCUCAUCUUCACAACCAAAUGGGACUUCACUGGCCAGAAGGUUGUGAAACAGAAAGAAAGGGUUUUGUCGAUUGCAGAAACAUUUGAACAUGUUUGGCAGCCUACUCUAGAUUGGUGGAACUCUGUUGUGGGAAAGAUCAAACAAGGAUCAAUGACAUUCAAGGAAUUCAACAAGCUAUUUGGUAACAUGGAGAAUAAAGAACUGGAAAAAGAGUUCUCUUCAAUGGAGAGAAAUGGAGCAUGGAUAGAGGAACGAAUGAAUCAAAUCCAACUGUUCAGAGAUCUGGAAAACUGUGUAGAAGGAGCCAGGAUUAUAUUGCAGGUGGUAGAAACCUAUAAACUGAAUGGGGACUUUGGGCCUAUAGAGCUUAUCACAUCUGUGAUGACAGGAAGAGACAUAGCCAUGAAGGACCUGGAUGAAUCCCUUAGACAGACCUGUUCAGUCCUUAGUGGAGUACAGGAGAAACAUGUCUUAUGUCUCCAAGAAUUCAUCGACUGUGAACCACUUAUACUGUGGUUAAAGGAAUCGAUGCCUUCUGGUUUGAAGGAACUGAAGGUGUUUGUGGAUUUAGCCACUAUCUCUGCUGGAGAAGGAGAUAUAGAGAUAGCCAAGGUCCAGUGUCUACACUCUGCCACCACAGGAUAUGCUCCACUGAUUUUCAACCUCACUGAUGAUAUAGGCUAUCAAGGCUUCCUGGACAAAUGUAAAUUGGUAUGGAAUGAGCUGGAAGCUGAUCCAAACCUCCACAAGAAGUUGCAUGAUACCAACAGACAAAUUGAGUGGUUGAAGACUGUGAAAAAGGCCCACGGCUCUGUUGAAGUUACCUCCCUUGCACAAACUGAAGCAAUAAACUCUGUUGGAAUUUAUCAAGUGGGGCGAUUAACAGACCAGGAAUGGGAUCAAAAACCUGAGUUGAAAGAUGUGAUCAGUCUACAUGUGUCUGAAGAUGAGAAUGGAGCCAGACAGAGGAAACUUUAUCACUAUGAUCAGCUUCAUGACUUGCAGAGUCGACUUAUGUUAGUAGCUGGCAAGGCAGAGAAGGGCAAGGAUGAUGUGGAUCGCUUUACAUUGAUUUUGGAUUCAGUUGUUCGCCUUGCCAACACUUACAUCAAACUUGUAUCAUCAGGAUGUGUGUUGUUCUCAGAAUGGAAAGCAAGAUUCUUGUGUGACAAAGAUCGAAGGGCUUGCUGUUUUAUAAACUUUGGGAUGGGAGAUAACCGGAAUACCUUAAAAGGACGUAAAGCUACAAACAAUGAUGAUGUGAGCUCUAUCGUACCACGACUUGCUAAAUUCAUGGAGAAGUGCUAUGAGCAGUGGCUACAGUAUAUUGCAGAUAAGAGAGACGAAUACUAUGAACUGAACUAUCUAACCAUUGACCAGAUGGUUAUCCUGCAGAGAGAACUUGUUAAGGUUGGGACCGAGCAGGAGCCCGAUAAUCUCAUCUUUCCACUGCUGUCAAUGAUCAAAAAGGACUGUAGUUUGUCCGACCUUAUCUCUGCAAUGAAGGCUGCACAGAGAGAAGUGGAACAUAUGGAUGAACUUAGAGAUGAAGAAAUGACAGAAACAUCUUCUGAGGGAGAGAUGGAAGAGGUUGAGGAGAAAGAAGUCUUCAUCCGGGAAGUGAUUAAAUCAGGCUACCCAGAGAAACUAGCCAAAAAGGCUCUACUUCAUUUCAAGCCAGAUGAAAUAGAUGAUGCUGUAGUGUGGUGUAUGGACCAUGAUGAUGAGUCCGACACUGAGGAAGCCAUGGAUGUGACAGAGAAUAGAAAUAAUGAACAGCCUGAACUGCCGUCUGAGGAAUUUAAGGGCUGGACAAACACACCUGUGUCUAUCUCAACCGUCACUUCAGAACUUCUAGCUACUUUGGAGCACAUCAAUUUCAGAGAAGUGCGAGUAGACCCACUCAUCAAAGACCUUGAGAAGCUAUGGGAAAGAUUUCUCACUUCUAUUUCCUCAAGUGUGUCCGACUAUCUCAGUGUAGAGCACCUUGGACUGGUCCUCAGAUGUCUUGCAAGCAAAGAAACUUUUGCUGUAAGAAGACACCUUAUCCAAAGUUUUAAGGAGGGUGUACCAAAUUUGAUCAUUUGUCCGCAAAAUGAUAUUCUCAACACAGUGCUGACCAUUUAUAUGAACGAUAGACAGGAACCAUUGCCACAGCCUGAUGAAGUCCUUGUUUGCUCCAGUCAUACAACACUGGACCAGUUGGAUAUAUUCUGGAGACGUGCUGUUUUCAACCAGAGUGAUCAAAUCUACUGUCUUGCUAAUUCUGACCUUCUGGACUACGAGGUCAGUGACAAAGGGGAACAAUGUCUGGAAAAACACAUGCAAAGAGCAAAAGACAAGGGUAUAAAGUACAAGCUGGUAGUCCUGUGUAGCACAGAAAAUGAAUACAAGUCCAGGAUUGUUGCCGCACUGGAGAGAUUUCGCAGACCACAACUUCCUGUAGCCAACCAGCAAUUGAUCAAAAGAUACCUACAAGAGAAAUUGAAAGUAGAUAAAACUCACCUGAAAACUAAUCCAGCAUCUUUUGUGGAUUUUGGACGUUCAACGGUACGAGUGGUUAAGUCCUGGAGAGCUGGGGUAGGUAAAUCCUUGUACAAGACAAGGAAAGCAGCAGACCUGAAGGAACUGUAUCCAACCAGUAAAAGGACAACUGGAGCAGUAGUAUCUAUUCCCCUCCAUGAGAAGGAGAUUGAUGUGGAUACAAUCAUGGCCAGAUUACUAGAGUGUACACUGUCAGUGGGACAAGUAGAACCAAGAAUCUUCCACAUUGACAUUUCAUAUGAGGUGUAUAUAGGUGUGGAUGCCUUUUUGUUCCAAUUGCUGGUCCUGGGCUGUCUCAUUAACAGUGCUGGCUAUGUGUGGAUCAAGUCGCCUUGUGACCACUAUCUGGUGGAAGCCAUGCCUCUUCUCACCACAGAUAAUUCUAAACAGGUAUUAUCUUCAUUUAGAGGAGGAGAGCAGAUCUGUUUCCAUCGUUGUUUUGAGAUCCUUCCUGAUGUAACGUGUCGCUCUCCAGAAGAAAGCAUGUAUAUCCUACAGGGAAAGAAGCCACAUGAUUAUGCAGAUAGUGACUUACUGUUUGAUAAACAAGAGUUUGAAAGCUCUGUAUUCCAGCGGCCCUAUCAAUACCUGCGACGCCUAGAUGAAAGGAGAGGCCUUGCUGAUAUCAAUGCCUAUCAACCAGAGGGAAACCAGAUCAACUGUCUCCAAACAUUUCUAAGACACUGCGGAGUAAGGGAUCCGUCAUGGGCCGAGCUGAAACACUUUGUCUGUUUCCUCAACUCCCAGCUACAGGACUUUGAGGUUUCUGCCUUUUGCGGAGCUGCAGCCAAAGAAGACUUACCAGGAUUUGACAAAUUUGUAUUAAAAUUCCUCAUACAGAUGUCAAGGGACUUUGCCACUAGAUCACUGGUGAUGAGUGAAGAAUCCCCAAUCAAAAGAAUGCAGAGACUUGUGCUUCAUGAUGAAGAGACCGAAGGAGCUGUUGAGGAUAAUAUUAUAGAACAGUUCCAGAUGAGGAGGACGUGGGAAAGCAGUCCUCAUCCAUACCUUUUCUUUAACCCUGAUCAUCAUUCAAUGACAUUUGUGGGGUUCAAGAUCCAGAGAGCAACAGGUGACCUGAUGGAUCAACAAACUGAGACAGUUCUUGAGCCUCGCAUAAUGCAACGAGAGCUUCAGGACAGCCUCAUCAGAAACAAAGUCAACAUUGACGAAAACUUUGACAGACUUGAAAGACAUGAGAAGAUAUUAAAACUAUGCAGUGUGAUGGGAAUGGAUUUUCCACACGAUCCAGAUGACACCUAUGAAUUGACCACAGACAAUGUGAAGAAAAUCCUAGCCAUCUACAUGAGGUUUAAAUGUGAUAUCCCUGUCAUCAUCAUGGGAGAAACUGGAUGUGGCAAAACUCGACUGGUCAAGUUUAUGUGUGCUCUUCAGUGUCCCCCAGGAGUGAACCUAAAAAAUAUGAUCCUCAUGAAGGUCCAUGGUGGAACAAGAACAAAGGACAUCAUCAAGAAAGUAAAGGAAGCGGAAAAAAUUGCCAGAGAAAAUGCAGAUACAUAUGGGCACCACAUCCAAACUGUUCUCUUCUUUGAUGAAGCCAACACCACAGAAGCCAUUGGUCUUAUCAAAGAGAUCAUGUGUGACCGUACCAUCGGCGGAAAUCAACUAAAACUUUGCCGUAGUCUCAAGAUCAUAGCAGCAUGCAACCCCUACAGGAAACAUUCAGAAGAGCUGAUUAAACGCCUUGAGCAGGCAGGUCUGGGCUAUCAUGUAGAUGCUGAAAAAACCACAGAUAAGUUAGGGCGUGUACCUCUGCGUCGCCUUGUGUACCGAGUACAGCCUUUACCCCAGAGUCUAUUGCCCCUGGUGUGGGACUUUGGACAGUUAGACACUCGAAUUGAAGAGCUCUACAUCAGGCAGAUGGUUCUCAGAUAUAUCCGAGCUAACAAGCUGCCUCUCCUUGACAACCUGGAAAAUGUUGUCAGUAAGAUACUUACUGUUUCUCAGGACUUCAUGAGGCAACAGAAGGAUGAGUGUAGCUUUGUGAGUUUACGAGAUGUAGAGAGGGUACUAGAAGUAAUGAGUUGGUUCUACAACCAGAGUCAGACAAACUCUGUCCUUUUUAACUUAUUAGCUGAGGAGAAUUCAGAUGAUGAUGAUGAUGAUGAUGAGGAGGAGGAGGAGUUGAUGGAUGAGGAUGAAGGACAAAACAAUGCACAGGAUAUUACUGAAGUAGCCAUGUCACUGAUGCUAGCUUUAGGAGUAUGCUAUCAUGCCUGUCUGAAAAAACGGGAGGAAUACAGGAAAGCUGUCACACCACACUUUGUCCGGCCAUGCCACAUACCAGGUCCUGACCCGGCGCAAAGGAUGUUGGAGGAAAUAGAAAAGUGUCAGGAUGUUUUCUUGGAGAAUGUGCAACUUGGAAAGAAUAUAGCUCAUAAUCAGGCUCUGAAGGAAAAUGUGUUUAUGAUGGUAACUUGUAUAGAACUAAGAAUUCCCCUGUUCUUGGUCGGCAAACCAGGAAGUUCCAAGUCACUGGCUAAAACUGUUGUGAACAAUGCCAUGCAAGGACAUGCUGCACACUUUGAUCUCUUCCGUGGUUAUAAGGAGGUCCAGAUGAUGUCUUAUCAAUGCAGUCCAUUGUCAACUCCUGAUGGUAUUUCUGGAAUGUUUAGACAAUGUGCCCAGUUCCAGAAGGACAAGGACUUGACCAGAUUUGUAUCUGUUGUUGUCCUGGAUGAGGUUGGCUUAGCAGAAGAUUCGCCACGUAUGCCACUCAAGACAUUACAUCCACUUCUGGAGGACGGAUGUGAAGGGGAUGAGACACCAGAGCCUUAUAAAAAGGUAGCUUUCAUCGGUAUUUCUAACUGGGCUCUAGAUCCAGCCAAGAUGAACAGAGGAAUUUUAGUCCAGAGAGAAGUCCCUGAACUGGAGGAACUCACACUCAGUGCCAAAGGAAUUUGCCAAACCAGCAAAACUGUUUACAAAUUGAUAAAACCUCUUAUUCCUCAAAUGGCAGAAGCCUAUUUAGAGCUGUUCCAAAGUGCCUUAAAAAUGAGAGAGUUUUUUGGGCUGAGGGACUUUUACAGUCUUUUAAAAAUGGUGUAUGCCUUUGCUGACAAACAAAAGAAAAAGCCAAGUUGGCACCAGAUGCAGCAUGCCAUUAUGCGUAACUUUGGAGGAAUGGAUGAUAUCAACCCUGUUAAUGUGUUUGCCCAGGUUUUUACGACAGUCAACAUCACAGAAAAGCGAAAGCAUUUUGAUCCUGAUUGUUCACCAGCUGGUCUCAUCCAGGCCUGCCUUACAGGGGACACAAACGACAGGUAA
This is a messenger RNA of Ylistrum balloti, 8619 nucleotides long. RefSeq names its product E3 ubiquitin-protein ligase rnf213-alpha-like. Gene Ontology annotation, molecular function: ubiquitin-protein transferase activity; ATP hydrolysis activity. Bases 1 to 8619 code for a protein of 2872 amino acids. Lineage: Eukaryota; Metazoa; Mollusca; Bivalvia; Pectinida; Pectinidae. The record is from RefSeq and is a predicted model, not a curated record. The transcript has 45 exons.